CGACGUUGCUAUUCGACGACGCUAUUCGACGAUGUUAUUCGACGCGUCGUCGCAAAAGAGAAGCAAGCCAAUAAAAUUACUCUCGUGUUUCAUUCUCGAGUCAGUAUAUUACGAAGCAUAGAGAGAGGUGUUCGGUGUUGUAUAGUUCAACGAGUCAUCAUCUUUCUUUUUCUUUCUUUCUUUCUUUCUUUAUUUCUCUUUUUAUCUAUCUCUCUCACUCUGUCUAUCGCGUGUUCUAUUUUUCAUUUAUACGGAAUAAAACUGUACACAUUGUUAGUGAAACCUCUUCUGUUAUCAGAUAAAUUUGUGUUUUAAUAGAUAAUAGAUAAAACAAUAAACGAGUCUAUAAAAAUAUUUCAAUUAUAAUUCAUCGAACGAAUACUUGAAAUAAAAUCAAAAAGAAAUUGGUAUUCUUGCAUCCUUAUUGGUCAGAGGACGCAACAGUCGCUUUCUCUUUUUCGAACUGAUGUUCACAUCUAUGGUGUAUGUGAAAGUAUUUCUUAUGGUGUUUAUAUAUUUGUUGCAUCUAUGUCGAAGAUAUUGAAGAGGACAAGGAAUGAUAAAUAUUUUGAAUAUAAUUUCAUUGUAAUUCUGGCAAAAACAAAACAAACAUUCUCGAAAAGUUUGAUUGAUUUUUAAUUAUAUUUUACUUACACAUCGAUGAUUCAUAAAUACGUGUGCGUGCCAGGUGCAUAACCAGAAUAAGUGCAUAAUAACCACGAGUGACGUUUUAUAUUCAGCACAUGGGAGCAAGAGUGCGUGAAUAAUUAGAAAAAGGAAGGAAAACAAGAGAAAUAGGAGGAGUAUAGAAAACAAAUAAAUAAAAAGGGAAUAAUGUCAAGUAGCGUGUGCCACGCACCCCUACCAACACGAAUGGAAACAUUCACCACGAGACUUUGUCUACGUGCGGUUGAUCAGUAUGAACGGCUUCUGCAGGCUCACUUCAACAAGGUUUUUCUUGUUACAGUCUUCCAACAAAGAACAAAACCGAAUAAAUAAUCAUGAUUCUGCGGCACGGAAAGAUACGCGACGGCAAAAGGAUGCAUCCUCGAGUAACAGCAAUUACAGUGCCUUUCGGCAAUGGAGGAGAAGUACUUCCGUUGGUACCAAUCGGUCCAACAGUGCUGGGCCAAGGACUGUCAAUUCUAUUGCCAAAUUGCCAAACGAUGCAGCUACGAUUAAAAAGAUGGAACAAUUUCCGCUUGUUCUUUCCGAUACUACUAUGCCCGAUGAGGACUUGUCUUUAAAGUUUCUCGCAUUGAAUGCUUUGGAUCUUACUGCACCAGCUAGCGAUGUAUUAUUGAAAAAUAGACUGAAAUCUUGGUUCCAAUUAUCUGGACACCCUGAUGGUUUUGCACCUGCUGGACCUGGUACUGUAUGGAAGAGAAAAAGUGGAGGAAUUGAAAAUACUGAACGCAUUGUCUACGAAGCUUUAAGUCAAGAUGAUGCAUUCCGAGAUUGCAUUCCUAGGUAUUACAGAGAGGUCGAAUACAAAGGAGAUACGUUCAUUGAAUUACAAGAUUUAUUAUUUGGUUUUAACGAUCCUCAUGUAAUGGACAUUAAAAUGGGUACACGAACAUUUUUAGAAUCGGAAGUAUCAAAGACUAUGGCGAGAUCAGAUUUAUAUCAAAAGAUGAUUGCUGUUGAUCCGAAUGCACCUACAGAACAGGAACACGAACAACGUGCCGUAACCAAAUUACGAUAUAUGCAAUUUCGUGAACAACAAAGUUCAACGUGUAGUCAUGGAUUUAGAAUCGAAGCUAUGAAAUUACCUGGAACACCGCCAAUCAUAUUAAAAAAAGUUAAAUCGCACGAGGAAGUGUUAGAUACUAUGAAAACAUUUCUUCGAAAGAAAGAGGAAACUCGUAGAAAUCUAUUGAAACGUCUUAAGAAUCUAAGAACAAAGAUCGAGGAGUCCAAAUACUUUCAGACUCAUGAAAUCAUAGGUAGCAGUAUCUUCAUGAUUUAUGACAAUGAAAAAGUUGGAGUUUGGUUGAUAGAUUUUGCUAAAACUUACGAAUUGCCGGAAGGCCUUAAAGUGACACAUAGACGCCCAUGGGAACAGGGUAAUCACGAAGAAGGCUUUCUAUUUGGACUCGAUAAUCUUAUUUCUACGAUAGAAGAAGUAGAUAUUUUCUCGUGAAAAUUUUAUUAAAAAAUGUAAAACUUUUUCUUUACGUAUCUCCUUUAAGUACUUCUUUUCUAAAUUCUUCUGUUAUUCUUAUUGAUUAUCUUUUUUUUUCUUUUCUUUUUAUAAAAAUCACCUUAACGUACAAAGAUAGCAUUUAAAAUAGUUAUAUCUUGAAAUUUGUAGAAAAAUCUUGUUUUUCUUCAUUUAUGUUUUAUUUCUUUUACGACGUUUGUUUCUGUCUUCUCUAUUAUAU
Molecule: messenger RNA, 2384 nt
Organism: Polistes canadensis
Lineage: Eukaryota; Metazoa; Arthropoda; Insecta; Hymenoptera; Vespidae
Gene: IP3K1
Product: inositol-trisphosphate 3-kinase A
Exons: 6
Coding region: 920-2143 (407 amino acids)
Biological process (GO): inositol phosphate biosynthetic process
Cellular component (GO): cytoplasm; nucleus
Molecular function (GO): inositol-1,4,5-trisphosphate 3-kinase activity; inositol tetrakisphosphate kinase activity
Source: RefSeq, a predicted model, not a curated record